GAGUGUUGUGAUUGGUCGUGUGAGGCCACGCCUACUGCGAGUGUCCACCACUGCCGCGCCACCGUCACUCUGUGUGAGUGAGUCAGUGCGCUAGUAGUAGUGGCAGUCGGCAGUGUUGUGAGUGUCAUGAGCGGAGACAUGGUAUACUACAACCCCCUGAUGUAUAGGGGUCAGCAAAGCCCCGUAGUGCCCCAGGGCUAUACGGGAUGGUAUCCGCCGGGUUAUCACCAGCCCCAGCAGCAGUUCCUGAGCUGUAUGCACGACGCAGGAGAGCAGCAAUGGUCACACCAUCACUUCUCGCCAGGAGACUGGUCCGUGGAGCCCGAGAGUAUCCUACCAUCCCCUAGUGUCACAGUGCAGAGUACCAGCGGGGGCAGCGAGCUGUCUAGCCCCGGACUGCCCCAGAACCCUCGACCUCCACCAGCCCGCAGCCCCUACGAGUGGAUGAGGAAACCCAGCUACCAGAGUCAACCCAACCCCGGUGACGGUGCGGAGCUGUUUGGGCCAGAUCGCAAGACGAGGACGAAAGACAAGUAUCGAGUGGUAUACACUGAUCAUCAGCGUCUGGAGCUGGAGAAAGAGUUCCACUAUAGUCGCUACAUCACCAUCAGACGGAAGGCGGAACUGGCGACCAACCUGGGACUAUCCGAGAGACAGGUCAAAAUUUGGUUCCAAAACAGAAGAGCCAAGGAGCGCAAACAGCUGAAGAAGCGAGAAGAGCUCAUCCACAAGGAGAAAAUGCAGCAACUCGCCAUGUUGUAACAUGUCUGGUCUCAUUCUCAUCGCACAUGUUGUACCACAUCACAUCUCGGUGUCUUUGUUCAUAUUGUAAUUUCUAUUUAACGUUUUUUAUUAUUAAUUUUAAGCUGUAAAUAAUCAUAGUUUUGUACAAGCUGUGUAUUAUAUGUUUGUAAUAAUAUAUUGUUAAAAACUAAUUUGUUUUAUAUUAGCACCUAUAGUAUUACUAAAUUAUUGAACAAUUUGGUACUGUUUGUCUUUAUUAAUAAUUAAGCCUUUGGAAAUAUAUAAAUUUCAGCUACCGGUACAGAGUAUAAAGUUAGAUUUGUACCAGAAUAGAUAGUUUUGUUAGAAGAGGUGAUGCAGUUUAUUUUGUUAUUUUACACACUUCAUUUACACUAUUCAAAUUUAUUCACAACAAGUCACUAAUCUGUUUUUUCUAACAUUAACUUGUAAGGAUACUAAAAUAUAUAAAAACAUAUUACUAAUUGUAGGCUAUUUAUUUUAGAUAGGUACUUCUGGAAAAAUAAGGAAAAUCCUUAAGAAGUAAAAUUUGUUUAGUUUGAGCUCUAGUUGAUCCUAAAGUUUUGUGAAAAUUUGAGAGUAAUAUUUUGUUAGAAGAUAAAAUAAGUUAAUUUGUAUAAAUUAUUUUAUAAAGAAGAUAUUCCUUCAGUUUACAGGCAGGCUCGGGAAGUUAAAUUGUUGUCAAUUGUAUAAUUUAUUUUUUAACUCUUCACAAUUUAGGGUCUAAGGUUUAAGUCAUUUGAUUUGUAUUAUUAUAUAUUUUUUGUUUUACAUUGACCUUGCAUUAACAUUCAAAUGAAACUUUCAAUUCUACCAAACCCAAUCUUUAGUAAAAUGGGGAUUCAGUAUUUUAUUUUUUAUUUUAAUACCUUUUAGAAGCUAAUCGUGGUUUUAUCCAUCAUCAAAAAUAAACUGUAUAGAAAAAGAAUAAGAAAAAACCAUUUUGUUGUUUAAAUGUUAAUAAUUGUUUGUGUUAUACAAGUUUUUAGUUAUUAAGUAAAAUAUAUUUCAGGUUGUCAUGGCAUGUUCAUUAUAAUAUCAUCCAUAAGAAUUAUUGAUUUUGAAAACAAUACUAGGACACAAGUUUUUUUUUUAUUUCAAGUAUUCACUUUGAAGUACAAUACAGUAUGCUCAGUCAUUUGCAAAUAUAAAACAUUGCUUUUUAACUUACAAUACCAUUUCAAAUGUUUUGAUAUUGCUGAAAACAAUUAUAUAUAAAGAUCCAAUUCCUAUCCUGCGACUGUUACGACCCUAGUUGCGCAGCUGUAAAAAUCUACUGCUUCAAUGCAAAGUAAAUGCAACCCAUUCCUAUCGAGCAUCUACAGUCGCGCCACUGGAGCGACUAGAGCCGCGCGGCUAAAGUCGUCAUGACUCGACUUCUCCGUGAGCAGUCCAGUCGCGCGACUGUAACAGAUUUAUAGUUUAUACAUACAGAGUUUGAGGUGUGUACCUUGAUAGAUGAUUCAAAGUUGAUGGAACUGGUUCGUCACCACCCAUACGUUUUCAACCCCAAGCACCCUCAAUACUUGAAGAAGAUUUCUCUGAAUGAGAAUACUCUGAAACCCCUCUUUUCGCCGUACCAAGAACAAUGUAUUUACUUACUGGUUGUUCAUUGUAUUUUACCAUGCACAUUUCCUUUUCCUCCUCUUCUUCAAGUAAUAUAAUCGCUGUGCUUAUUCCACGACGGUCAAGAGUGCAAUUGCACUAGUCACUAUAGUCGUGGGAGUCGCAGGAGUCGCGGCAUAGGAAUUAAGACAAACGUCCCGAGCCGUACGUACGGCUCUAGACUAGAGUCGUAUCAGUCGCCGCAUAGGAAUUGGACCUUUAGUCUCAAAUCUCAAUGUGCUAAGGCUUUGAUGCUCUGUAGGACAGGCUUCACCAAUUAGUGUUCACAAUAUUAAAAUAAUAAAACUACAACACGUUACUACCUAUUGUUAAUUUCUUAAACUGUCAACUGAUAUUAUUUGUAAUACUUUUACACAUAAGACUUUCAUUACAUACCACUCAAUACAAAAUUUGUUGUACUCAAUUUGUUUUUUCAUUGGAAUCCCAAGCCAUAAAAAAGUAUAAAUAAUAAAAUAAUAAUGACCACAUUACUUAAAUCAUAACUUUUGCCAUACACUUUUAGUGUGCUGUAAAAUUGUGCCUUUUUAGAACUCUACUAAAUUAAUGUUAGUUAUUUAUUACCAUCAUGCAUGAUAGCCUUAAAAGCAGUAUAUGGUAAAUUUACAUGAUUUAUAUUGACAAUUUAGUGCAAUCAAUAGAUUUUUAAUACUAAUUUUAUCAUUAUUAGUAGUUUAGAUUUUUUU
Messenger RNA from Macrosteles quadrilineatus (aster leafhopper), 3071 nucleotides. Its product is annotated as homeobox protein CDX-1-like. Lineage: Eukaryota; Metazoa; Arthropoda; Insecta; Hemiptera; Cicadellidae. The coding region runs from base 127 to 762 and encodes 211 amino acids. Gene Ontology annotation, molecular function: RNA polymerase II transcription regulatory region sequence-specific DNA binding; DNA-binding transcription factor activity, RNA polymerase II-specific. The transcript is spliced from 4 exons. Gene Ontology annotation, cellular component: nucleus. Gene Ontology annotation, biological process: anterior/posterior axis specification; embryo development; animal organ morphogenesis. The record is from RefSeq and is a predicted model, not a curated record.